Planococcus citri (citrus mealybug) is the source of this 4068-nucleotide messenger RNA. Its product is annotated as cytochrome P450 4C1-like. NCBI's taxonomy places the organism in Eukaryota, Metazoa, Arthropoda, Insecta, Hemiptera, Pseudococcidae. The transcript is spliced from 12 exons. Gene Ontology annotation, molecular function: oxidoreductase activity, acting on paired donors, with incorporation or reduction of molecular oxygen; monooxygenase activity; heme binding. Bases 2451 to 3941 code for a protein of 496 amino acids. The record is from RefSeq and is a predicted model, not a curated record.
AUUGGAAGGUUGAAACCUGCAAAAGCCACUUCGGGUACAUCUUCCAUUUGUACUGUGAAAAUUUGGACCCUCUAGGUCAAUUUGGAGGGCCUCAUCUAGGCUUUCCUAAACGUCGAAAAACACAUUUGACCCUGGAGAGGGGUCAAAUAGGGUUGGAGGAUUGAAACCUGCAAAAGGCACUUCAGGUACAUCUUCCCAUUUCACUGUGAAAAUUUGGACCCUCUAGGUCAAUUUCGAGAGCCUGUGGGCUUUCCUAAACGUUGGUAGAAAGUUGAAAAACAUGAAAAAUAGCCCAAAAUUUCACUUUUUUGACCCUGGAGAGAGGUCAAAUAGGGUUGGAAGGUUGAAAUCUGCAAUAAUCACUCAUGGGGCACCCUCUCAUUGUGUUCUGCAAAUUUGGACCCCCUAGAUCAAUUUUAGGGGUGAGGGGGUCAAAAAUUAGGGUCAAAUGUGGGGUUUUCCACCUUAAAUGGAGUGGCGAUGACCUAAGAAACUGAAAUUUGGAUUUGUUGAUCACAAUGGGGGUACUAACCAAUGGUAUGAUUUUGUUUUUUUUCGUCCAUUUUGGGUCAUAUUAUGCCUCUCCAAAAAAUGACCUUUCUGUAAUUUUCAACUUUGACCCUCCCCACCGCAAGGUUCAACUCUAACUUUUAAAAGAACCCCAUUUCCCAAGUUUGAUUUCAUUUUGUUAAUUAGAACAGGUUCCAAGCCAUAAAAUGUAAAAAUCACUAAUAUUUAUAGAUUUAAACUUAGUCAUUGUGGUGCCCAUUUGAAGUAUACGUAGUCAUUGUGGUGCCCGGUUUUGGGCACCACAAGGUCUUUUUAUAUAAAAUGAUGUAGAAUUGAAUGAAAUGCACUCUAAGGAGGACACAUUUUUUUGAGGCAUAACGGGCACCAUUACGUAUAUCUAAAACCUUAAACUGCACCAAAACACCUUUAUCAUACAUCAUAUAUAUGUGAUCCUGAUCCUCUAUGUACGUGGGCACCACAAUUACCAUAAAAGACCCGGGCACCACAAGGUACUAAGUAACUAAGUAAAGUGUAUUCAUAUAAAUAUAAAAUCUGGCACACCGGGAAUCGUCUAGUUUGAGCUGAAAACGUCGAGAACUAUCAACAUUUUUGACCCCCCCCCCGACCAUUUUACCCAAAGUUGGGCCUACCGCAAUAGCCAUCAUUUUUUACAAAAAUUUGACUAAAAAUACAGUCUUUGGGCAAUUUUCGGAUAAAAACUGGAACUUUGGAAAUUUUUGCCAACAAACGACAAUUUUGAGUAACUUCUGGCAUGGAGCAACACUUUUAGGUAAUUCGGACAAUAAGUCGAGCUAUUCUGAAAUAGGUAGUUGACAAAAAGUGAAUUGUCCGCAAUUUUAGCUGAGUAUCUAACGCUGUAAAGGCAGUGUAACCAGUUGGAAAAGUACAUACGAACAAAUAUAAAGAAGUGAACAAUUCAAAAUUAACUCCAAGAUUUGGAAAAAUUAAUUUAAAAAUUGAAAAAAAAUAAUAAACAAAAUAACCUAGUACCUAUGUAGGGCCUUGUUCCUACAUUUUAAAUCAAUUUUUGAAAAAAAAUCAAUGAUUCUGUGCCAAAAAAAAAUUGAAGUGAAACACGUUUUUUCAAUUUUUUUCAGCUUGUCUCACCUAGUUUUAGACUUUGGGAAAAUUAUACGUUUAGGUACUUAACCUGAGGUUAUAAAUGUAGGUAAUAGUUCUCUUGAUUCAUCGCAUCUAUUUCAAAGUGAAAUAUUUUUGAAUACCUAGGUAGGUACUUACUUUAAAUUGUGUUUUACAAUUUUUAGUGCAUAAUUUAAACACCGGUUCUUUGGUAAUUACUCCUUCAUACCUACAUAACGAAUAUUUUCUCAUCAUUACACAACCAAAGAAGAAAAAAUACCUACUUAUAAAAAAUUAAAUAAGAAACAUCAACUUCAUAGUGCAAGAAAAAACUUUCAACAAUAAUCAGUAACCUUAGGUAAUUUCAUUCAAUUUGAACAACUUAGUAAGUAGAUACCAUAUAAAAAAAAUUUAAAAAAGAAGAAGGAAAAAAAUGCAAGAGGUAAUUUUCCACGACACCUCAUCAAAAUUCUGCAUUAAAAAAACUACCUACCUAUAAUAAAAAAUUGAAACGACUACCUACCUAAUUAAUUAGUAUAGUACCAAAAAUUUAUGACUGCUUGUAAAAUAGUUGUAACCAUCUGGUUAAGAUGAUGCUUACAAAAUAUCUACUGAAAAUUUUCGACAAACCAAAGUUGUUGUUCCGCUAGCAGGUACCUACCAACAGUUUAUUUAUUCGCAUUUUUUCGUUGUAAACGUUUCGUGCUAAAUUCAUAGUCCUUCAGCUUUUACGACUCGUUGCGAUUUUUUCGUUCAACUUAAUCACUGAUUUGAUCAAUAUAACUUUUCAUUUUGUUGCUCGAGUGGUUUUGUUUUGUGGCGGUUUUUUUCUUUUCAAUAUGAAUGCUGUACAGAUACUAGCUUGUAUAAUGAUAAUCGUGAUUUUGAUUAAACAUCUCCGCAAGUCUAAAAACAAGAGAUUUUACGAAUUGCUCGAACAGUUUUCUUCACAUCCGAGGUAUCCACUGAUUGGAAAUGCACACAUGCUCUUUGGACCCGUAGACGGUUUACUUUCAAGAUUUGAAAAAAUUAUGAAUCUUGAUGAUCGCGUUCUAUACUGGUUUGGUCCGCUACCAUUAUUAUACCUGAAAAAACACGAUGAUAUCGCUGUGGUAUUGAAUCAAAGCUCAGAUCGUGACUUUCUUGGAGUAACAGAUGAGUGGCUGGGUAUGGGGAUAUUAAACGCCAGAUAUGAAGAAUGGAAGACGUCUAGAAAAAUGUUAUCGCCAGCUUUCAGCUCGAAUAUGCUUUUGAAAUAUGCAGAAGUCUUUGAAAAACAUUCCCUUGAAUUCGUUGAAAAUUUAAAACCAGUUGCAAUCAGUGGUGAAGAAAUUGAUGUUUGGAAUUGGUUAACGAAAGCAUCUAUAGACGCAAUUUCAGAAACCUCAUUCGGUGUUUCAAUCCAAACCGGUGGAAAAAUGGGAGAGGCUUUUUGCAUUGCUAUGCAUGAUGCCGUCAACUUCAUGGUGAAACGUUUCCAGUAUCCUUGGCUGAUUUUACCUCGAGUAAAUAUGAUCUAUUUACGCAUGAUUGGUAAAAUUAAUUCAAUCCAUAACGUUCAACAAUAUCCCAACACGGUAUUGAAAAAAAAGAUUGAGGAUUUCCAGAAUCUACAACGUGACAGUAAUAUAUCUGAUCAUAUCGACACAUCCAAAGCAAUAAUCGAUUCACUGGUUCGGUGUAGCUUUAAAAGUGUCAACGUCACCGAAACACGUAUGAGAGAUGAAUUAUUACACAUAAUGGGAGCGGCAAUUGAAACUUCACCAUUGAACACAAGUUUUGUAAUGUUAAUGUUGGCGAUCCAUCAAGAUAUUCAGCAAAAAGCAUACGACGAGGUUUCCAAACUCGAAACUGAUUAUGGCACUUUUGCACCAAACGAUGUCAUCAAUAGUAUGCCAUAUUUGGAUCAAUGCAUCAAAGAAACAUUACGAAUGUUUAGUCCUGUGAUAAUAACAACCAGACGCAUCCAUAAGGAUAUUAUGUUGAAAGAUAACAAGAUAAUUCCAGCAAAUGCAUUUGUCGGGACGUUCAUACAUUUUGCAAAUUACGAUCCUGAAUUAUAUAAAAAUCCGGAGAAAUUCGAUCCUGAUCACUUUAGUAAGGAGGCAGUUGAAGCACGACCUAAAACAAGCCAACUGAGUUUUGGAUAUGGAUCAAGAUCUUGCAUAGGUGGUAAGUACGCGAUGUUAUUCAACAAAAUGCUAGUAGCUUACAUUCUACGCGAUUAUCAUUUAUCAACCAGUGUCAAAGAGUUUACAAGAGAACACAUCAAAAUGGACCUCAGCAUCAAAAGUAAAAUCGGCUACCCCAUAAAAUUUACAAGCAGGUGAAAAGUCCAGCAAUGAGAAAAACAUAAAUAAGUAUACCAUAAAGAAUGAUUUGCUGAAGUGUGAUUUGGUUUUUGUGCAUUAUUCAUUGUAUUAUUGAAAGUGAUGUCCAUUAUAAUGUUCUACGAGA